AUUUGCUUAUGCAAUCAGUACUCCGGCCGUUAUAAAGGGCAAGCUAGAGAGUACUCCCAUAAUCACCCAAAGCCCCUUCUCAUCUUUUCUCUUUCUUCUCAACCUGUUAGGCGUAUUUCUUUUCAUUUUAACAAAUGAUGGGGGCAUUAACUUGGCUAUUUCAAAUCCUUCUCUGUUUCUCGCAAUAUCAGGUUGCUUUUUCCUCAUUGUCUCUCCGGCCGUCUUUUGCUUCUUCUGCAAACAACCCCUUGUGUCGUCAUGAUCAGAGGUCUGCGCUGCUGCAAUUUAAGCAUAUGUUUACUAUAAAUAGCAGUGCUUCUUACUAUUGUGAUUAUAUUGGUAUUCCUUCAUAUCCAAAGACCCUGUCUUGGGAUGAGAAUGCAGCUCAUGAUUGUUGCGAGUGGGAUGGGGUCACGUGCAAUGGGUUGACUGGUCACGUGAUUGGGCUUGAUCUCAGUUGUAGCCAGCUAUAUGGUACUAUCCAACCCAAUAGCAGCCUUUUCCAGCUUUCUCACCUCCAACGGCUCAAUCUGGCUCUCAAUCACUUCAAUUUCUCUCGCAUUUCAUAUGCAUUUGGCAGCUUUGCAAGUUUGACGCACCUCAACCUAUCCCGGUCUGCUUUUUCAGGUUCAAUCCCAUCUGAACUCUCCCUCCUGUCCAAACUGAUUUCACUUGAUCUCUCUUCUUAUCGGCUGAAACUUGAACCGCUCCAUUUCAAAAUUCUCGUAAGAAACCUAACCCAGUUACAAGAACUCGUCCUAAAUGAGGUAAAUAUAUCUUCUAGUUUACCCGAGUCCUUGACGAAUUUGUCUUCUUUAACAGCUCUAGACCUGUCAUGGACCAAAUUGUUAGGGAACUUACCUGAUAGCAUUUUCCACCUUCCAAACUUGCAGAGGCUCUUGUUACAAAACAACGAAGAUCUUAUUGUCAAUUUACCAAAAUCAACUUGGGGUAGUGGUAGUUCUCUAAAGGAGUUGGAUCUUUCUUAUACUAAUUUGUCCGGAGAACUACCUGAUUCAAUUGGCAAUCUCAAGUCUUUGAAAUCCUUGCAUCUCUAUGAGACGAGUUUAUCUGGAAAACUACCUAAUUCAAUUGGCAAUCUCAAGUCUUUGAAAUCCUUGGAUCUCCAUUGGACGAGUUUAUCUAGAAAACUACCUAAUUCCAUUGGUUUUCUCAAGUCUUUGAAUUACUUGAAUCUUGCUUUGUGCAAAUUACGGGGUUCCAUUCCUAAAUCUCUGGGGAACCUUACGCAGAUCCGUGAACUAGAUUUGUCGGGAAAUGGUUUUGACGGUGAAGUCCUAUCUACUCUCUCAAAUCUCAAGCAACUCACUCUGUUAGGACUUUCCUCCAUCAACCUCGAAGGCAGAAUUCCUCUUUUUGCCGAGUUCACAAAGCUGGAGACUUUAUAUCUAGGGGAUAACAAUUUGAUUGGUGGAUUUCCACUCUGGCUUGCGAACUUGAAACAACUUAGUCUUCUAUAUAUAUCUUACAAUCAACUCACAGGUCCCAUCCCUUUCAAUUUAAGUGGUUUUCAAAACCUGCGAGCGCUCUACUCAUCUUAUAACUCUUUUAGUGGGGUAAUACCUCCAUCGUUGUUUACUCUUCCGUCAUUGAUUGAUUUAGACUUGAGUUCCAAUAAUUUAACUGGCGAAAUCCCUGAGUUCCAGCAUCAUUUACCAUUGAGAUCCAUUUCCUUGAGUGACAAUAAACUUCGUGGCCCCAUUCCACAGUCAAUUUCAACUCUUGCAAAUCUAACCUGGCUAUCUCUUGCAUCAAAUGAUCUGAGCGGUGUUGUGGAUCUGCAUAUACUAAAAAAUGUUGAGUACUUUGAUAUUUCCAACACUAAUCUUUCGGUGGUCGCUGGAAGCAAUGUCAACAAUACCCUUCCCAACCUUAGGGGGGUCUAUAUGUCGUCUUGCAACAUUGAGGUGUUCCCUGAUUUCUUAAGAGCCUCAGAGAAUCUUGAAGAACUAGAUCUUUCAACCAAUAGAAUUCAUGGGCAGAUUCUGAACUGGGUUGCGUUCAUUGGUAAGGCUUCACUGCGGUAUUUGAAUCUUUCUAACAACUAUCUCACACACAUAAAGCAAUUUUCUUGGGAGCGACUAGAAACUCUUGAUCUUCGUUCCAAUUUACUUCAAGGACCACUUCUCAUUCCACCCCCCUCUAUACAGUACUUUUUGAUGUCAAACAAUAGUCUUUAUGGAGAGAUUCCUUCAUUGCUUUGCAAUGCGAGUUUCCUUCAAAUGCUUGAUUUGUCUCACAACAAAUUGAGCGGUGAGGUUCCACAAUGUUUGGGUAAUUCUAGUAGUAUUCUCAUGGUGUUAAGUCUCCGCUCCAAUGGAUUUAAGGGAACCCUUCCCUUGACAUUUGAAAAGCCCAACCAGUUACGAUGUCUCGAUUUGAGUGAAAAUCAUUUUGAAGGACCACUUCCAAGAUCUUUGGUAAAUUGUAGAAGCUUGGAAGUUCUAAACGUCGGAAACAACAAGUUUAAUGAUACAUUUCCAAAUUGGUUGGGGACUCUUUCUGAGUUACAGGUUCUUGUCGUACGAUCCAACCGAUUUCAUGGUCCCAUAAACACUGGAAUGAGUGAAUUUUCCUUUCCUAAGCUUCGAAUUGUUGACCUCUCCUAUAAUGAGUUCACUGGCCAUUUGCCAAUGAGGUACUUCGAAAAUUUCCGAGCUAUGAAGAACACAACUAUGCCGAGCAAACAAUACAUGAGUGUGGGGGGUAGUUAUUAUCAUGAUUCUCUCCUAGUGACAAUAAAGGGCCUUGAGAUCGAACUGGUGAGAAUUUUGACUAUCUUCACAACAAUUGAUCUUUCAUCCAACAAUUUCAGUGGAGAAAUUCCAAAUGCCGUUGGAAAGCUCAAUUCCCUCAAAGUGCUUAAUUUUUCUCAUAACAGUCUUACAGGCCAUAUUCCUGAAUCUUUGGGAGACUUGACGAGCCUUGAAUCAUUAGACAUCUCUUCUAACCACCUCACCGGCAGAAUUCCAAGCCAACUAACAAAUUUGACAUUUCUCGAGAUCUUGAACCUUUCGUGCAACCGUCUCCAUGGACCCAUACCCAAUGGUCGACAAUUUAAUACAUUUGAGAAUGGUUCAUAUGCUGGGAACUUAGGAUUAUGUGGAUUUCCAUUGUCGAAGGAAUGUGGAGAUAAUCAAACAAAAGUACAGCCACCAGUGUUCCAACAUGAGGAAGACGAUUCAGAUUUGGAUGGAUUUACUUGGAAAAUUGUGGUUAUAGGGUACGGGUGUGGAAUGACAAUGGGACUCUUUCUAGGAUCUCUCAUGCUCUUAAUUGGUAGACCUAGAUUCUUUGUCAAACUUGCUGAAAGAAAGUUGCCUAAGAAGGUGAUAAGAAUGAGGAGAACGGUUGCAGACAUAGUGGCUAGAAAAAAAUAGCAAACAUCGAUCGCAUUGUCAGGUACAAGCUAGGAAGGAAGGUUUGUUGCUACAUGACAUAUCGUUGGAAUAUAGGAUGGGAAGAUAUAUGGGCAAGAAAAUGACGAGUUUGGCCUGCAUUUCAUGUUAUUAUUGGAGAACUUCUUGUAAUAGAGUGGUUAUUCGUGAUUUUGCUUCAAUUGUGGUGUACCCUAGCCUUCUGGUCUGAUGUUGUUUGUGGUUUGUUUUUUUUUGCAUCAUUUUCAUCUAGUAAUGAUUUGGCUUCAAACAUUUUCUUUGGGUUGUAUUUGUUGAAGUGUGUGGAUAUUGUGGAAUAUGUGAAAGUGCAUUUGAAAUGUAUGAAAAUGUCUGCCUAAAAGCGUGUUGAGACUUUGGAAAGCGUAGUCUUAUUGAAGUAGAUAGACAACUCUAAAUUUUCCUCUCAAUAUCACCUUGACUUUCUAUAAAUCGAGAAAAUGAGACCUCAUCAACAUAUGGGGAC
This is a messenger RNA of Rhododendron vialii, 3882 nucleotides long. RefSeq names its product receptor-like protein 53. The coding region runs from base 135 to 3401 and encodes 1088 amino acids. The transcript has 2 exons. Gene Ontology annotation, molecular function: protein binding. Lineage: Eukaryota; Viridiplantae; Streptophyta; Magnoliopsida; Ericales; Ericaceae. The record is from RefSeq and is a predicted model, not a curated record.